Macadamia integrifolia is the source of this 1251-nucleotide messenger RNA. RefSeq names its product salutaridine reductase-like. Gene Ontology annotation, molecular function: oxidoreductase activity, acting on the CH-OH group of donors, NAD or NADP as acceptor. Lineage: Eukaryota; Viridiplantae; Streptophyta; Magnoliopsida; Proteales; Proteaceae. The record is from RefSeq and is a predicted model, not a curated record. Bases 143 to 1048 code for a protein of 301 amino acids. The transcript has 5 exons. Gene Ontology annotation, cellular component: membrane.
UUUUCUUGGAAUCCAAGCAUAGCCUAUUGAGGGAAUACUUUGGCAUUUCUAUAAAUAGGCUAUUAAGUCUAAGCAUAUCAAGCAAUGAACAACUAGAAUAACAUUUUGCUCAGACUUUAUCCAUCACUUCUCAUCGUCGAACAUGGCAGACACCUACACAAAUUCUGCAUCAAAGAGAUUGGCAGUUGUUACUGGAGCUAAUAAGGGGAUUGGAUUGGAGAUAUGUCACCAGUUGGCCUCCAAUGGUGUAGCUGUGGUUUUGACAGCCAGAGAUAAGAACAGAGGUGUUGAAGCUGUUAAGAAGCUCAAAGGGUAUGGACUAUCUGAUGUAUUUUUUCAUCAGCUGGAUGUGAAGGACCCUGCUAGUAUUGCUUCCCUAGCUCUUUUCAUCAAAACCCAGUUCGGAAAGCUUGAUAUCUUGGUGAACAAUGCAGCUGUCUCUGGAGUCAUAGUUGAUGAUGAUGCUGGUCUCGAAGCCAUAAUGGCAGUGGAUGAAUCUCAAGAAGUUAGGGCAGCUAAAUUUGAGCAACUGGCAAGGCAAACUUGUGAGACAGGAGAAGAAUGUCUACAAGCAAACUACUAUGGCACCAAAAAAGUGACUGAAGCACUUCUUCCUCUCCUUCAGUUAUCAGAUUCGCCAAGAAUUGUGAAUGUUUCUUCUUCUUUAGGGAAGCUACAGAACAUCUCAGUCACCUGGGCUAAGGAAGUGCUAAGUGAUAUUGAUGGCCUCACAGAAGAGAGAGUGGAUGAGGCAGUGAACAAGUAUCUUAAGGAAUUCAAGGAGGGCUUAAUAGAAACUAAAGGCUGGCCUGCAUAUAGUAUGUCCAAAGCAUUUUUGAAUGCCUACACAAGGAUUCUAUCCAAAAAGUUUCCCAAAUUCCAGAUAAAUUGCGUCUGCCCAGGUUACGUCAAAUCUGAUUUUAACCUCAACACAGGGAAAUUUACUGUUGAAGAAGGUGCAGCAGGUCCUGUAAAGUUGGCUUUGUUGCCUGAUGAUGGCCCUUCUGGGCUAUUCUUUUUCCAGAAGGAAGUGGCUUCCUUUGAUUGAAUAUUGUUCAAGAUUUCCAUUUUCUUGUUGGGGGGUUGGGGAAGAAGAUCAUCUUAUUUUGGUUGAAUGUUGUUCAAGAUCUUCUUCCUGAGAGAGAAUAAAGCUGGAAUUACCUUGUUUCCAUACAAAGUUCUUUACUUACUAUGUAUUACACAUUUGUCCAGUGAUGGAAUAAAGACUCUUACAAUUGGUACUGAACCAAA